Messenger RNA from Parastagonospora nodorum SN15, 795 nucleotides. RefSeq lists its product as hypothetical. Gene Ontology annotation, cellular component: proteasome core complex. The transcript has 2 exons. Bases 1 to 795 code for a protein of 264 amino acids. The record is from RefSeq and is a predicted model, not a curated record. Lineage: Eukaryota; Fungi; Ascomycota; Dothideomycetes; Pleosporales; Phaeosphaeriaceae.
AUGUCCGCGAUCUUCUCCGGAGCACCUCCGCAAGGCGGCCCUGGCUACUCGUUCAAGCAAACCCCCACAGCUGCACCAUCAGGCGAGCGACAACACGGCUUCUACCCCUACACCGACAACGGUGGUUCAACACUGGGCAUCUCGGGUGCUGACUUCGCCAUCCUCGCCGGCGACACACGUUCCACCUCCGGCUACAACAUCAACACACGAUAUGCACCAAAGCUCUUCAAGAUCGGCGGCGAGGGACCAGAGAACAAGGGCGCUAGGAUAGUUCUGUCAGUAGUCGGCUUCGCAGCAGACGGCGAUGCGUUGAAGGAGCGUCUCGACACCAUUGUCAAGAUGUACAAGUACCAGCACGGCAAGCCCAUGUCUGUCGCCGCAUGCGCACAACGACUCAGCCACAUCCUCUACAACAAGCGAUUCUUCCCAUACUACGUCCACGCCAUCCUGGGUGGUCUCGACGAGAACGGCACCGGUGCGCUAUACUCCUACGACCCGGUCGGCAGCUACGAGCGAGAGCAGUGCAGGGCGGCUGGUGCAGCGGCAUCGCUCAUCAUGCCCUUUUUGGACAACCAAGUCAACUUCAAGAACAUGUACGAGCCGGGUAGCGGAACUGGACACGACCUGAAGCAGAAGAAGAUCGAGCCGCUGUCGCAGGACCACGUCGAGGACUUGGUGCGGGAUGCGUUCACGAGCGCAGUCGAGAGGCAUAUCGAGGUUGGUGACGGUCUGCAGAUGAUGAUCAUCACGAAGGAGGGCAUAGCGGAGACAUUCACGCCGCUGAAGAAGGAUUAA